AUGGCCCCCGUUCGGGUAACUCCGACUUGUGGAGAUGGUACUCGCGCGCUGAUGGCUUUAUCCAAGUGGGCUUCACGUCAUGCAGAGAAGCACUCGUUGAGCUGGAAGAAGGUGAUUACUCCAGCUGCUCUCAUUGAGAAGACUCAUGCCCGACAACUCGCUGCGCGUGACAAAGUGUUCGAGCGCCAUCUCCCGUUCUCGUGGCUGCGGUUCUUCAUCGGAGCUGUGUCGCUAGCUCUCGUUUUCGCCGACGUCUUACGCUCCGGUGUGGGCGUGUCGAAUCUUCAAGAUGUGUACCCAUCACUGCAGCCAGACGAAGUGGUAAGUUUUGAUACAUCGUGGAACUAUUCAGUGUUUGCGUCUACCAAAGAGGAAGCCAGAAAAGGCAGCACAACAGCACGUGUAUGGAGCUACAACUCCAAACUUUCCGAAUUGUUUCUUGUACACUAG
Molecule: messenger RNA, 450 nt
Organism: Phytophthora infestans T30-4
Lineage: Eukaryota; Oomycota; Peronosporomycetes; Peronosporales; Peronosporaceae
Exons: 2
Coding region: 1-450 (149 amino acids)
Source: RefSeq, a predicted model, not a curated record